AUGCCUGGCAUUGAACAGACCGGGUCUCUUAUCGAGGCCAAUGUGAUUGAGGAAGCCUCGAACCUUGAGAUAUUCGAUGUCAAAGGCGCGCAAGUCCGAUUUGGGUCCAUUUUUGAGAACGAGAAAGCAGUUGUGGUGUUCAUCAGACAUUUCUUCUGUGGGCAAUACGUGUCCCAGCUCGCCAGUGUCCGUCAAGACGCAUUGAAAGAUGCUGGUGUUAAGAUAGUCGUCGUAGGCUGCGGCGAAUGGAAACUCAUCGAUAAUUAUAAAGAAACAACGAGCUUUCAAGGUGACAUUUAUGCUGACCCCACGCGCAAGCUCUACCAUGCCCUCGGCAUGACAAUCGAAACCCUAAACCAAACACCUGCUGGUCAGGAGAAGCGCAGCUAUCUCCAAGACGGCUUAUUUACAAACGUCCUGAAGAGCAUCAAGCGAGGACCGUUGAAGAACCCGAUGCACAUUGGUAAACAAGGGAAUCUGUCUCAGCUUGGAGGCGAGUUUGUAUUCGGACCAGGUUCUCAAUGUGUCUUUUCAUCGCGCAUGCAACACACCGAGGACCAUGUCGAAGUGACAGAUCUAAUGAAGGAGGUCGGUGUUGCAUUCCCUUAA
Heterobasidion irregulare TC 32-1 is the source of this 609-nucleotide messenger RNA. RefSeq lists its product as uncharacterized. The transcript has 7 exons. The record is from RefSeq and is a predicted model, not a curated record. Bases 1 to 609 code for a protein of 202 amino acids. Lineage: Eukaryota; Fungi; Basidiomycota; Agaricomycetes; Russulales; Bondarzewiaceae.